AUGGAAAUCGUAGUGGAGGGUCGAUCUUCUGACUCUUGUAAAUCGGUGUCAAUUGUGCCCGCUCGCCCGCACCGGAAGUCAGAGUACGGUCGGCAUAACUCUAAAAUCUCGGGGAUCGAGUCGGAGCGUCGAGCAGCCAGACGCGUGAGUGGUGUGUGGGGUCGCGCGAACUGUUUAAUGGACAUGCUUUUCUCUUUUGAAAGGUGGGACGCAGGGCCCGGGAAGAAGACCCCACCUGCCCUAUUUCCACUUACGCCUCUGGAUGUAUCGUACGUCUCUACCAUAUACAUAACCGAUCUUGUUAGCAAACAGGGCGCAGCUGGCCGUCGAAAAGCGGGCGUCGCGUGCGACCGACCAAAACUCCGUACGCUCUGUUUGUUAGAAGAUUGCAAGUAG
Molecule: messenger RNA, 396 nt
Organism: Leptosia nina
Lineage: Eukaryota; Metazoa; Arthropoda; Insecta; Lepidoptera; Pieridae
Source: the annotation of a GenBank genome assembly